AUGAAUUCGUAUAUUCUGAACAGGGCCCUCGGGUCUAUUUCACCAACUACCUUUCACGUCGCUCAAACUACCCGCCUGGUUCACCAUCUUGAGCCCGCUCCCAGCAUUCGAUUCUCCAGUCGCAAACCUCGGCAGGUAGGAAACACCAUCGAAGAGAAUGAAGGGGACCCAGAAAACGAGUUACUGGCGCACAAGUCUGGUGUGAAUGUGCUGGCGAUUGACCAGUUCGAGGGACGAUGCAUGGUAUCCGGAGGUGCAGACGCAUCAAUUCGACUAUGGGACUUGGAAAGUCGCGGAUCAGAAACGAACCACAUCCACACGGCUAGAUCAUCUGUUACCAGGGCCUCACAUGAGGGAGCGCAUACCCAUGCCAUCACGUCCAUCUCAAUCUACCCCUUCGAUCCAGUCCCGUCUACUGUGUUGACAACCUCGCACGACGGCACGCUCAAGCUCUCGGCCCUGGAACCGGAGGUGAUUACGCCAGUGCAUACCUUCAACCUAGGCUGCACGCCAUACUCGCAUUCUCUCUCGUCACAUUCUGGAUCGACACUGCUCAUCGCAGUCGGCACAUCCGAGAAAUCGGUCCGACUACUAGAUCUACGCACGGGUCUAUCGACACACGGUCUUCCAGGACAUAGCUCGUCAGUAUUAUCUGUCACGUGGGCUCCUCAUCAGCCGCACAUUCUCGCCUCUGCCUCUGCUGAUAAUCGGGUGAUUAUCUUUGAUGUCCGUCGAGGAGGGCAUAACUCUGCGAUCGCGACGCUGGACAUGGAUGAUGCAGUGGGUAUGGUCCAUCCACAACUAGCUCCAUCAUCAAAUCAAAGCCGACCGAUGUUUUCGCGACAUGCGCGCGCACAUAAUGGUGCUGUCACGGGCGUGCGGUGGACAUCCAACGGUUCGCAUCUGGUAACUACAGGUCAGGACGCACGGAUACGAGUCUGGGAUGUGACAACAGGCGCAAACACCCUAGUCCACUUUGGUCCGCGCGUGCGCAAUAGCGCUUCCUCGCAUUUAGCGGAGCGAGUACCCCUGCUCAUACCACGGGGUCUCAUGGCACCAGGGCAUGAAACACUGCUCUGGCCCAACUUCAGCGAGAAGGACGAUCGCGGGGAGAUCUUCAUGUUUGAGCUACGUGAGGGAUCGUUUAUCAAGCGCCUCAAGGUACCAGGGUUAAUGGCCGGGCGGCAGCAGUUCCAGGGCCAGUCCACUGCGCUGAGUGCCGCGCGGAUCAACGAUCUCGCUUGGCGAGGUAAUGGAGCAUCUGGUGAAGGUCUGGAAAUGUUCUCAGCGCAUGGGGAUGGAACUAUUCGAUCAUGGGUAUCUAGAGAACCAGAAGGAGAGCCAGAUGAGGCCGAGGAGGCCGAGCAGGCUGAUCGGAAACGUAAACGAGAUGUUCUAGAAGAGCUUUAUCAGGGAUUCGUAAAUGAUAAUCCAUAG
Molecule: messenger RNA, 1437 nt
Organism: Aspergillus glaucus CBS 516.65
Lineage: Eukaryota; Fungi; Ascomycota; Eurotiomycetes; Eurotiales; Aspergillaceae
Product: WD repeat protein
Exons: 2
Coding region: 1-1437 (478 amino acids)
Biological process (GO): transcription-coupled nucleotide-excision repair; proteasome-mediated ubiquitin-dependent protein catabolic process; protein polyubiquitination
Cellular component (GO): nucleotide-excision repair complex; Cul4A-RING E3 ubiquitin ligase complex
Molecular function (GO): protein binding
Source: RefSeq, a predicted model, not a curated record